Molecule: messenger RNA, 1803 nt
Organism: Aspergillus nidulans FGSC A4
Lineage: Eukaryota; Fungi; Ascomycota; Eurotiomycetes; Eurotiales; Aspergillaceae
Exons: 4
Coding region: 1-1803 (600 amino acids)
Biological process (GO): regulation of transcription by RNA polymerase II; DNA-templated transcription; regulation of DNA-templated transcription
Cellular component (GO): nucleus
Molecular function (GO): zinc ion binding; DNA binding; DNA-binding transcription factor activity, RNA polymerase II-specific
Source: RefSeq, a predicted model, not a curated record
AUGCACUGUUCAAUGGACAUGUCAAGGCCUCCAAAGCGGAUUCGUCAAGCGUGCGAGCAAUGCCGGCGAAAGAAAUCGCGGUGUCCCGGCGAACGGCCGAAUUGCUCGUCCUGCCUAAGGCUGGGUCAGAUUUGCGAAUAUUCUGGCGAUGAGGAGGCGGAUUAUGCUAGGAAGAUGGAGCAACGAAUCGAGGGCAUCGAAGGCAAGAUCGAUGCGUUAAUGGCCUGUUUAAGUAACCAGAACCAGCCAUUUCCCUCGCCGAUGACCACGUUCCAGCCGAGGCAACCAAGUUCUGAGCCGCCUUCAGGGAUAUCUGCUACUCCGUCUGCGUCGUUCUUCGCCAAUGAAAACCGGGACCAGGAGCUCAUUUUGGCCAUGAAAGCCCUGGGGCUGCGUUUCAGGGGCAACGGCAUAGCGGACCCGGGAAUAGACCGGCAAAUCAGAGACUGGACUGAACAGUCAAGACAGGUGGUGAUGGCCCGCGUGGCAGAAGGGUCUACGGAGCUCUCGACGCUACAGACUUUAUGCAUCCUGACUCUGAUCGACCACACUGCGGGACACACGUUGAGGGCGGGAGCAAAUAUCCGGCUAGCCGUCUAUAUACUCCAAAACCUGCGAUUUGGAAGUACCGAAUUCACCAAUCUGGAGGAUGAGCAGGAUGAGCGCGUGCUUUUACGCUGGAGUUUUCACAUGCUAGCAAGCCUCAUCGGCGAGCCAACUCCGGGACCUAGCUUGAGGACUGCCUACAACGGGAAUAGUGCUUCAACUGCAAACGAUAUUGGGAUUGUGGGAUGUGCCAUCCAACUUAGCGAAGUGUGGGGAUUGGCCCAGAACUACGCAGUCACUGCCAUCACGUCCGAUGCUCCUCCUCCUUGGGCACCUCAUUCUGACUACUCGCGGAUCACGUUCCGACAUACAGAGUUCGAGAGCGUCACGCCGUUAAGAUAUCGACUUCACGAGACCCGAUUGGAUGAGCUGACUGGGGCAGACCUGCAUCGGCAAAGGGACUUCUGGGCUCACUGUCUGUUUUUCCAGCUGGUUUUCCACGCGAUACCUUGCCUUCUCAAUCAUCCCCUUUUGCUCUCGGCCCGGCUGCGGAAUUUCCGUCUUACCAUGCCGCAGUCCUUCUUACAGCACUCUUAUGAACAGAUCACUCUGCACGCCGGCUGGGUCUUACAUUUUAUCGAGUUGCUAGAAAGCAAGAACUACGAAGUCUCCGAUCCUACAAUCGGACAAGCAGUUGUCAUUGUGGCUACAAUCUACCUUCAACAUAGUUUUGUCGAGGACAUCUUUUUUCGCGAGAAAGCCCAAUCUGGAUACGACAAAUGCCUCGUCUUCCUUAAAAGGAUGGCUCUUCGAUGGCCAAAUAUCAAAAGACAGGUCGACAACCUGGGCAAAUUGCGAAAUAGUAUCUCCGCCGGGGAGGUGCAGAAUUCGCGCCAGACGUGGUCAGUGAAUGUCCACUUGCUUCGAGAUAUCCUGGUCGCCGCGCCGCCGAAACAAACUGCGGCAAGCAUUAUGGGGCCUGGCCUAGCCACGGAUUGUGCACUUCAGACAGACUCAACCACUCCAGAUCCUGAUUUUGGGCUAAUAGGGUCUGCGGGAAUCUCAGGUCACAAAACAGUUGCAAGGAACCUAGUCACGUACUAUCCACCUGAGCAGGUGCUACAACCGACGCCCCCAGACUUGUCCGCGUUACUCGGAGAGCCCGGGCUGGCUGUGACAGGCUCAGCUACAGCAUUCCUACAGCCGCAGGACUACGCACGGUUCAUUGAUAAUUGGUUGAAUCUUCCUCCUGCAUAG